This is a messenger RNA of Syngnathoides biaculeatus (alligator pipefish), 7305 nucleotides long. It is a transcript of the gene trpc5a, whose product is annotated as transient receptor potential cation channel, subfamily C, member 5a. The record is from RefSeq and is a predicted model, not a curated record. Gene Ontology annotation, cellular component: membrane; cation channel complex. NCBI's taxonomy places the organism in Eukaryota, Metazoa, Chordata, Actinopteri, Syngnathiformes, Syngnathidae. Gene Ontology annotation, biological process: manganese ion transport; regulation of cytosolic calcium ion concentration; calcium ion transmembrane transport. The transcript is spliced from 18 exons. The coding region runs from base 677 to 3979 and encodes 1100 amino acids. Gene Ontology annotation, molecular function: inositol 1,4,5 trisphosphate binding; protein binding; store-operated calcium channel activity.
AUCAGAAUGUACGCUGCGUAUGUACAUCUUUUGAAUUAAACCCAGAAAAACAAGCUCAAACACGACUUGAACUUAAAUUUCAAUUUCCAAGAAUAUGAAAAGGGGAAAAUGGCAAAAUGCUUGGGAAGAGAGUCUCGAAAUAAAUCACCGUUCCGCCCAAAGCUUUGACUGCAUUUACAGAUACAUCGUGCAAAUCCAAUGACUGAAGAAUUGGACGGUGUGGGAAAUAAGGACCGCUGGCACUGAGCUUUCGAGGCAACAGGAGGGAGGGGGUGAUAUGUAGCAGCCUCCCGGUUGGCGGGGUCUCGCGCACACAGCAGCAGCAGCAGCAUCACUUCGAGGCACAGCAGCGUUGUCGGCGGCGGCGGCUCAGACGUUCUCUUUGGAAUAGCAGCAAGGUUCCGUCAUCACCUGUAGCUGCUUCCCGGCACACAUGCGCAUGCGCGCACGGACGCUCGCUCCCCGCACAGAAAGGAUGGCAAGCGGCGCCGAGCGACAGCCGCGGCCCAGUCGCCAGCACCGUCGCAGCGAAGGCGGCGCGGCCCGGACCAGCUGAUCCCGCGGAAAGCCAGGGCGGCAGAGACGCCGCCGGGAGGACGGAAGGACACACGGACGGAGCCGCGCACGAGGGACCGCGCCGGAGGCUUUUCGGCCUUCCCGCAAACAGAGCGUCCCAAUGAAUCCCAUGACUCAGCUCUACUACAAGAAGGCCACGUACUCGCCGUACCGUGACCGCAUCCCGCUGCAAAUCGUGCGGGCCGAGGUGGAGUUGUCGGCGGAGGAACGCGCCUACCUCACGGCGGUGGAGAAGGGAGACUACGCUGGUGUCAAACAUGCGCUCCGCGAGGCGGAGGUCUAUUACAACAUGGAUGUCAACUGCCUGGACCCCCUCGGCCGUAGCGCGCUGCUCAUCGCCAUCGAGAACGAGAAUUUGGAGAUUAUGGAGCUCCUGCUAGACCACGGCAUUCACACGGGCGACGCCCUGCUUUACGCCAUCAGGAAGGAGGUGGUGGGCGCCGUGGAGCUGCUGCUGUCGCACCGGCGCCCUAGCGGUGAAAAACAGGUUCCCUCGCUGAUGAUGGACAGCCAGUUUUCAGAGUUCACCCCCGACAUAACUCCCAUCAUGCUCGCCGCUCACACCAACAACUACGAGAUCAUCAAGCUCCUGGUGCAGAGGAAGGUCACCAUUCCUAGGCCGCACCAGAUUCGAUGCGACUGCGUGGAGUGCGUCUCCAGUUCAGAGGUGGACAGCCUGCGGCACUCGCGCUCUCGACUGAACAUCUACAAGGCCUUGGCGUCGCCCUCGCUCAUCGCUCUGUCCAGUGAGGAUCCGAUUCUGACUGCCUUCAGACUGGGCUGGGAACUAAAAGAACUCAGCAAGGUGGAAAACGAGUUCCGUCAGGAGUAUGAGGAACUGUCGCAGCAGUGCAAACGUUUUGCCAAAGAUCUUCUGGACCAAGCCAGGAGUUCCAGAGAGCUGGAGACCAUUCUGAACCACCGCGACAACGACCAGAGCGAGGAGCUGGACCCCCGGGAGUGCCAUGACCUGGCCAAACUCAAAUUGGCCAUCAAAUACCACCAAAAAGAGUUCGUGGCCCAGCCGAACUGCCAGCAGCUGUUGGCCACCCUGUGGUACGACGGCUUCCCGGGCUGGCGGCGCCGCCACUGGGUUGUCAAGCUGGUCACCUGCUUCAUCAUCGGACUCCUGUUUCCAGUCUUCUCGUUGAUCUACCUGCUGGCUCCCAAAGGUGCACUGGGUAGAUUCAUCAAGAAGCCCUUCAUCAAGUUCAUCUGUCACACGGCGUCCUACCUGACCUUCCUCUUCCUGCUCUUGCUGGCCUCGCAGCACAUCGCCCGCACCAAUCUGCACAUGCAGGGGCCGCCGCCCACCAUCGUGGAGUGGAUGAUUUUGCCGUGGGUGCUGGGAUUCAUCUGGGCAGAGAUAAAGGAAAUGUGGGAUGGGGGCUUCACAGAGUACAUCCACGACUGGUGGAACCUGAUGGACUUUGCCAUGAACUCCCUCUACCUGGCCACCAUAUCACUGAAGAUAGUGGCCUAUGUUAAGUACAAUUCGUCUCGGCCCAGGGAGGAGUGGGAGAUGUGGCACCCGACGCUAAUAGCCGAGGCUCUGUUCGCCAUCGCCAACAUCUUCAGUUCGCUGCGACUCAUCUCGCUCUUCACUGCCAACUCGCACCUCGGGCCCUUGCAGAUCUCAUUGGGGAGGAUGCUCCUCGACAUCCUCAAGUUCCUCUUCAUCUACUGCCUGGUGCUGCUGGCGUUCGCCAAUGGCCUCAACCAGCUGUACUUCUACUACGAGACGACGGCCUCAGAAGAGCCCAACAAUUGCAAAGGCAUCCGCUGUGAAAGGCAGAACAACGCAUUUUCGACGCUCUUUGAGACUCUGCAGUCACUCUUCUGGUCGAUAUUUGGUCUGCUCAACCUCUACGUCACCAACGUAAAGGCUCGCCAUGAGUUCACAGAAUUCGUGGGAGCCACCAUGUUUGGAACAUACAACGUGAUCUCGCUUGUGGUGCUCCUCAACAUGCUCAUCGCCAUGAUGAACAACUCGUACCAGCUCAUUGCUGACCACGCCGACAUCGAGUGGAAGUUUGCUCGCACCAAGCUGUGGAUGAGCUACUUUGACGAGGGAGGAACACUUCCACCUCCUUUCAACAUCGUUCCCAGCCCCAAAUCUAUCUGGUACCUGCUCAUGUGGCUCCACAACAAGCUGUGUGGCCGAGGACAGCCGCCCGGGGAGGACCCACACAAGUGUGAGAACCUGCGAGAGUUCACGGCAUGUUCUCUUCUUCUGAAGUCAGCAGAGUUAUAUAAGCCAAGCAGCCCACAUAAGUUCACAGAGCACUGCAGAGAUCUGAUUGAGCGUCAUGCAGACAGUCUGAUACAGAAUCAGCAUUACCAGGAAGUGAUACGGAACCUAGUGAAGAGGUAUGUUGCCGCCAUGAUCCGUAGCGCCAAGACGGACGAGGGGCUGACGGAGGAGAACUUUAAGGAGCUGAAGCAGGACAUCUCCAGUUUCCGCUAUGAGGUCCUGGACCUCCUGGGCAACCGGCGUCCACCUCGUCGACAUUACUCAUCGUCCAGCGACAUGGCGCGAGAUGACGGAGGGGUAGCCUCGGAGGAUGACAGCGAGCCGGGCGACACUGUCCAGAGGUCAAAGGGCGUGACCUUCACUGUGCCAUUGGAGGUGGACAACAGUCAGCCAGCACCCACGCUUGGCGUCUCUGCCUUGGUGCGCUCCAUUUCCGGGCUGAAGCAGGCAAAGCAGGAGGGCGAGCCGGGCGAAGAACAAGGUGUGGGCUGGGGGGAAGAGGGGGAAGAGAAACCAAAGAGCAAUGGGCUGAAGACAGCAACACUCCCACCUUCUGCAACGAGCGCGCUGCCCUCAUCCUCUCAGUCUUCUUCGUCGUUCUCCUCCUCGCUCUCCACCUCGCUAGCUCGCACCAAAAGCCGCCUGCAGCGUCUGUCGGCGCCGACGGCCAAGACUGACUCUUUCAAGCGCCUCUCCUUCCUCUUCUCCCGCUCCAAACGCUCACCCCAGCCCCUCCAAUCCCCUCCUUCGUACACCAUUUCCGAUGGGCUGCUUCUCCCGCAGGGUGGUCCUUCGGACUUGGGACUGGGCCGUGUGACCAGAAGCGAGACCCGCCUAAAUGAGGUGGGCCUCUCGCUGGACACCAACAGCUCCUCAUUCUCGCCACGGAGAACAAACGGACGAGACACGCUCCUGAUGCUGCCCCCCCCUCCACCUUGUCCUUGCCAGUCACUGCACUGCGCAUCCAACAUGUCCGAGUCCAGUGCACGGCUCCUCGAUUCCAGCGAGGACCUUUUCCAAGGCGGCGGCAUGGAGGCAGCGGGUAGCGGUGGGGUGGCGAUGGUAAUGGGUGGUUGGGUUGGACCCUGUGAUGAUGUCAUCGAAGACAGCUGCGAGGUCAUUGAGGACUCGGUCAGCACACAACUAUAGAACUACAUUGAGCCAGCCUGACUUUUUGGUGUCUUCAACACGUUGCACAGGGAUGAAGUCCAACACGUGAGACUGGAUUUACACUGCGGGUCUCAGUGCCCAGUUUCUAUUUAAUGCCCAGAUCCCCUCUUUCUAUUUACCAGUGACACACAUCCUAUAUCACUGUGUUUAGAUAUACUGAACUCAUGAAACAAUCCGCAUGCGCACUCUUGACUAGCACGUUCAAACCUACACUAGCGCCAAUGUCACACCUCAUAUGUACAGGACAUAUUUACACCAUAUUCCAUGUUCUAUACAGCUUUAAUGUAAACCAUAUUUAAUCUAUUCUUUUGCUGUUGUUUACAGCAGGGUUUUUUUUUUUGGGGGGGGGGACUUCGAGGAUGUUGGAUCCAAUCUUUCGCUGCACAUCACAAAACCUGAUUUGGAUCUGAUGCCAAGCAUUUUUUUUUUUUUUCCAGCCUUUCACUGAAUUGGCUCUUAUUUGAAUUGUCCCAUUCGGAAGCCAAUUCUCAAUUUUGCCGCUUGUACAGGGUCAUGUAAAUCCAGCCUUUGUGAUUAGCCGCCAUUUUGCUGUGGGGGGGAGGGAAAAAAAAAAAAAACGUGCCACUGACUUCAUCUGUACCGUCAUCCGUAUCAGCCAGGUAAUCCCCAAAUUGCCUGUUGGAGGGCUGGCGUUCCAUAAAAACAUGGCAGUGAGUACUUCUGGCAUGCAGUCCAGUGUUUCUGGGUUCAAGCCUUGGUUUUGGUGACCUUAGGGGAGUUUGCAUGUUCUUCCACCAUCACCACACGGGUGCGCGUGCUUGCAAAAAGGCAUUCAAUCAUCAGCGAGUGAGCCAAUCCCCAUUGUUUGGUUUUGGCUUCAUCUCAUUUCACUUGGCAAUGAUGCCACAUCAUACAAGUGGAACAGCUUUUUUUCGGAAUGUGUGCCAUAGCAUAAAACGAUAAAUCACAAAGUGCACAAAAUUCACGUGAAAGAGGAUGGAAAAGGAAGGACAAGGACGAGGCCGUUUUUCCCUUUAACCAGUUCAUCGGCCUUUUAACACCACCGCAGUACAAUAAUCGGGACUGUUGAGAAGGGAACCUGAAGCGCCGGGACUGAAAGGACCAACGACCCUGCCGGCCCCACUCAACACUGCUGUGAUAAACCGCACCGCCUCGGCAUCCAUCAGGGCCAAAGAACCACACUCUAACCCAAUCACUCUUAUACUCGGAGUAAUAAUAAGGACAAUUCUGGUUUGUGUUCGCAUUGUUUUGAUUCGCCUCCAAGAUUGCGGCUCCUCUUUCAGUUCUUCCCGACUUUGUCCUACUUGAAGCUGCUCAAUAAACUGACCUUGUUGGACUUGGACAGGAAGUGGCGGCAUGGCAGUCUUGAGUGUGGAUAUGGAGCUGGUGGGAACUUUUGGUAGUUACUUUUUUCAUACCACCGGAUUACAAACAUCCAAAAUCCAUUAGGAUCACGUUAAUUAUAUUUCAACGUUUCCAGCAGUCCAGCAGCAGGGGCAGACAAAGUUACACAUGCACACAUGGAAGUCGCUUCCAUCACAAACAUUUGAGCGUCACGGGGUCUAAGGAUUACAUCGGCUUUAGCAAGGCUUUUAGAGACAAACUCAGUUUUGCAAUACAAGCCGUAGUCAGCUGAUUUCUUUUUUUACUUGGCAGCGGGGGGUUUUACAAGCGUUGCGUGGUGGCAGUGUACUUGACUCACUUAAGUGGCAAGAGGCUGGCAUAAAGUUCUUCUUCAAAAAAAAAAAAAAAAAAAAAUUUAUUGCCACUCCCGGUUGAAGUUUUUUGUCAAAAUCAAAACAGAAUCUCAUGUUUUGCAUUUCAAUAGCCAGAAAACUUUGCCUUAAAGUCUGCUAGUGUAAUGCUAACAGAUCAUGGGAAACGCCACAGAGGGGCUAACACACCACAUCUGCGUGGCGGUGUCAUAACGCUUUGAAGUGAACGUAUAACAGAUGGUGCAGAAACAGACAAUAUUAUUACUAUAGCUUACAGAGUCAUUCACAGGAGGUGUGAAACUCUUGUUUGUCUACAUGACUAUAUUCCACUGCCCCUUGUGGCCAACUCACACACCUCAGAAGGAACUGCAAUUACUUCAUGUUGUGACUUCAUUCAGUCAUUGUGACUUAAUGUUUUUACUUUUUUUUUUUAAAGAGCAAUAUUAGAGCGCAUAUUCGGGUGGCUGGAACGAAUUAAUGGCCUUUCCAUUCAUUCCAGCAGGAAGAGAGGAUUUGAGAUAUGCAUAUUGAUAGUUAUGAGCAUGGUCACGGAACAAAUUCAACUUGUAUCUCAAGGCGCCACUCUUGCAAUAAUCACAAGGAUACUUUUUGAGCAUAUUACAGUGUUCCCCCGCAUAUUUGCAUUACUGGCUCACCCAUGUGGUGCCUCUCUGCACUGCUAUGGCGACCAGCUGAGUUGUCGGCGCCGCCGUGCAACCGGCAGGGAGACUCACGGCAUGGAUUCGGUUUGAAGAUCAAUUACACCUUGACGAUCGCCAUAACGACCGUGGGCUGACGUCACGUCUCUCCCCCUUCUAAUACGCUUCUUGAAGAGUAUUGAUCAUUGCAGAAGCUCCUCUGAUUGAUGAGCUCACACGCAAAGUUGAGAAUCAAUCAUUCUGAGGGAUCAAUAUCAGUAAUGGCUGUGUCAUUCCCUCGUGUGCCGUCUUGAGAAGCAAAUGAGAUGACACGCACGCACUCAUUUAGACAACAGUGCCUCUGGAGGGAGAGGUCUAAUCAUGUUUUAUUCACACAAAUGCACAUGCCCACUAUCUCUCUCUCUCUCUCUCUCUCUCUCUCUCUCAUUCACACACUCCAGGUACCCAUCUUCACGCCCCCAGCUUUAAAACAGAGAAAACCCCCCCCAAAAAAAAAAAAAAUUUUCCCAUGUGAACGAAUGUAUGAUUGUUAUUUUUCUAGAACCAGAUAGCUGGCGCACGUUGUUGACUUUAAUAAAAGGCAUCCUUACAAAAUUGUUUGUCUCCCCCACCCCGACUAUGUCACACCAGUGGGAAACCGUCUCCAUUGCAAGUAGACUUAUGGCAUGGGCAAUAAAAUGUCCAUUAUAAACACCAAGAAUGACACCUCAUGUACUAAAAAACAAUUAGGUAGGCCUGUCAGACUGCUAGCCUAAUGCUAACAGUGAUAACCCUAUAAAAGCACCCAUGAUGCAGUGCUUUCCACACUUUAAGCAACGGAUUGAACACAAAUGUGACAGCAACACGGAGACAGAUAUUACUUCAUCAUAUAGUCUUUAUCCUUUGCAGGUGACCCCUCAACAUUGUCUUCCACUGGCCUUACACGGCCAAAGUGGGCACACCAGAAUGA